ACAGCCUUUUUUUUAAAAAAAAAGCAACACAUUUUCUUCUUCACUAAAAAUUCUUUCUUACAUUAAAAAAAUUAAAUCAUGCCUUGCUUUAAUCUUUCAACAAACGUUAAUCUUGAUGGAGUUGACACUUCUGAUUUCUUCUCUGAAGCUACCAAAGCUGUUUCUUCUAUCAUCGGAAAACCCGAAAACUUCGUGAUGGUUGUACUGAAAGGAUCAGUAGACAUAUCAUUUGGAGGUAACAAAGAGCCAGCUGCAUUUGCUGAGAUUGUAUCCAUGGGUGGAAUUAACUCAGAUGUCAAGAGAAAACUCAUAGCAACAUUGGGAGGCAUAUGCCAAAACAGGUUCUCUAUUCCCAGAACUCGAUUCUUUCUCAAGGUUUACGAUACCACAAUGGCCACCAAAUUCUCCAAACUCUAACUACGCGUUUGGCCAUAGGAUUUGAAACCCCUGCCUAAUUUCAACUCAACGUUUCGUUGAGCAUAAUAUUGUAAAAGAAACUAAAAGUUUCUAUUAGAGUGAAAUCAUAUGCAAAAUUGUACUGUCAUGUUCAAUAAGUACUGUUUUUAUGCUUCGAAAA
Molecule: messenger RNA, 577 nt
Organism: Solanum lycopersicum (tomato)
Lineage: Eukaryota; Viridiplantae; Streptophyta; Magnoliopsida; Solanales; Solanaceae
Molecular function (GO): phenylpyruvate tautomerase activity
Source: RefSeq, a predicted model, not a curated record